Photinus pyralis (common eastern firefly) is the source of this 1340-nucleotide messenger RNA. Its product is annotated as lipase 1-like. Gene Ontology annotation, biological process: lipid metabolic process. Lineage: Eukaryota; Metazoa; Arthropoda; Insecta; Coleoptera; Lampyridae. Gene Ontology annotation, molecular function: hydrolase activity, acting on ester bonds. The record is from RefSeq and is a predicted model, not a curated record.
GAGUGGCAAUAUGAAAAUGUUAGCUGAUUAAUAUAAUGGAGGCCAAUGUAUAGAAUCACUGGACAUUAUAACAUUAACGCGAUUACUACUACAAAACACUUAUCAUAUACCGGUACUACGUGCAUUAUGGAAAUUACAACAGUUUCAUUGUUAGUGAUUUGUUCACCACUGUGCAUGGCUAUAUACACAAGUAAUUACAUUCACCCAGAUGCCGGAAUAAGCUCUAAAGAAAUUAUUCAAAAAUAUGGUUAUCCUUUGGAGAUCCACACGAUUGAAACUGAAGACGGAUAUUUACUGGAAACCUAUCGAAUACCUUAUGGAAAACGCAAUCUAACGUCGAAAUCGCAGUUGCCAGUUCUUCUUGUGCCAGGAUUAGUUUGUACGUCACUAAUUUACUUAAAUUUAGGUCCUGGGCUUAGUUUGGGAUUUAUGUUGGCGGAUGAAGGUUAUGAUGUUUGGCUUGCAAACACAAGAGGGACAAGGUGGUCCAAAAGGCAUAAAUUCUUGGACGCGGUUCAAAAUGAAAAGGAAUUUUUUGAUUACAGCUUUCAUGAGGUUGGAAUAUAUGAUAUUACUGCGAAUAUAGAUUAUAUCCUGAAACGGACAAAUUUCAAAAAAUUGUUUUACGUUGGUCAUUCUCAAGGAACUACCUCAUUUUUUGCAAUGGCUGCCACAAAACCUCAGUACAAUGACAGGAUAAUAUUAAUGAUCGCGCUCGCUCCCGUCGCCUACGUUUUCAACGUGCAAAACCCCGUAGUUACAUUUGUUAAGCAUCAUCUACCCGAAAUCCAGAAACUAGCCGAAAAGAAUAGGGUGUACGAACUGGCUUCGUACUCACCGCUAUUAGCCUCAUUAGGUAGCCUGCUAUGCAACGACUAUGCUGUGACUCAAAUAUUUUGUGCAUCCAUCUUUUACUUCUUUGGAGGAUAUAGUCCUCAUUUUAACACGACUGCGCUUCCAGCAAUAAUUGCUGAAUAUCCCGCUGGAACUUCAACGAGGAUGAUUUUCCAUUACGUUCAAUUGGCUAUCUCAGAGCAAUUUCAAAUGUACGAUUACGGAAUGGAUGAAAAUGUAAAGAAAUAUGGGACCAAAACUCCGCCAAAGUACAACAUUAGUGCAAUCACUGCACCGGUAGCACUCUACUAUGGAGGUUCGGACGGACUCUCCACUCGCUCUGAUGUAGAGGUACUGAUACCUCAACUGCCAAACCUAGUAGAGAAACAGUUUAUUAAGGAUUACAGUCAUAUGGAUUUUCAAUGGGCAAAGAAUAUUGUUCCUGUUCUACAUAGUAAAUUGAUAGAAAUAAUUAAGAAAUAUUCCAAGAAAUAAAAGAUAUUCCC